AUGACUGUGUAUAAAUACAGAUUCGAAUGGCUGUCCAGCGACGCCAAACAGGUGUACGUCACUGGAUCGUUCGACGGUUGGUCCAAAACGUGCCAGCUGGACAAAACAGGCGUGGGUUUUGCCAAGGUUGUUGAGUUGCCCUUUGAAAAGAUCGUCUUCAAGUUUGUUGUGGACAACCAAUGGUACACUUCUGACAAUGACAAGAAGGAGUACGACGAGUGCGGGAAUCUCAACAACGUGCUGUAUCCGGACGAUUUAAUUAGAUACGACAACGAGGAUGGCGCCAGCGAGUUCACGGCCAUCUCGUACCCAGACGCAGACGGCGACGACGCUGGCCGUGUGGCGCACGCGCAGCGCGAGGUCCCUGACGAGGAGGACCUGGGCAGCUCCACGCAGGUCACACUGAAAGACGAGUAUCCGAUGUCCGAGUCCAGCGGACACGGGAUUUUCGCGCGCCUGCGCUCGUUCUUCAAAUAGUGGUGUGUCGACAUGUUGGUUGCUUUAUUUAGGCUUUGCUUUUGUGCCUAAUGGCACUCAUUGGUUUGCCCAUUUGGCGAACUCGGCUCUUUUUUGUUUCAAUGCCAGGUAUCCCGGUCGGUUGAUCAGUUCCUCAAACAACGCCACUCCUUGCACCUCCAGCUCUUCAGUGGCCUUUUCCAUAUAAAUGUACUUGAGCGGCUCCUGUUUGUAUCCCCUCACCUCCUUGCCUGUGACGAUGUCGUGCUUGGGGCUUGGACGCGGAACCCCGGCCAAACUGCCCACCAGAACCAACACGCACGCCAAACAGGCUUCCAGCUGGACGUCCAACGGCAGAGCGUCGCCCAGCUGGUGGAAUUGGUACGAAGAGUACGCGGAAUUGGCAAACAAAAUGGCCGCUCCAACGUAACAGAC
Molecule: messenger RNA, 891 nt
Organism: Ogataea polymorpha
Lineage: Eukaryota; Fungi; Ascomycota; Pichiomycetes; Pichiales; Pichiaceae
Exons: 2
Coding region: 1-477 (158 amino acids)
Biological process (GO): signal transduction
Cellular component (GO): cytoplasm; nucleotide-activated protein kinase complex; nucleus
Molecular function (GO): protein kinase binding
Source: RefSeq, a predicted model, not a curated record